AAAUACACGCCUCCAGGAUAAAAAGUCCACACAAGUGUUGGCGAGGAGCAGACGACGCCAGCGGACUUAAAGAAGCCCUUUUCUGUCACUUAAGUGCUUCUUUUGGUCGUUUAAACGUCAAGUUGUUUGGACGCUUUUGAGAAGAAAAGGAAAGCGAAGUCGAAACCCAACCUUAACUCUUCGCCACCUAAUUAGCCGAAUUGACAGCAGGUGUGAUUCAUUAGUAUUUCCUCGGACUAAUCAGAUCAGAGUUUGUGCCCUGCCGAAAUAUGACUGAGGUGAUGAUCAACAGCACCCCCAUGGACGACAUGAGGCUCAGUCCCACCAAGGACAGACUCUCCUUCCAGAUAUUCCCCGACCCUUCCGACUUUGAGCGAUGCUGCAAGCUCAAAGAUCGCCUGCCGUCCAUCGUGGUAGAGCCCACGGAGGGCGAGGUGGAGAGCGGCGAGCUUCGCUGGCCCCCGGAGGAGUUCCUGGUCAGCGAUGAGGAUGACGAGAACGGCAUCAUCCCAAAUGGACAGGCGACGCCUACCUCCCAGCGCUAGUUCCCUGGUGGCGACUCUGUCCCUCUUUCACGCACUGGUCACGCUGCACCUUAAACGUCCAGCAGAUGUAACAUGGCAGCCAUCAAAGAGAGGCAAUACACACUUUUUCACAACAAAGAGACUGCCGCCCCUUCUCAACACACACUUGGACGGCUCUUACACCGACUGCGGCGUGUUCUCCCCCAAAGAUGGGCCCCUGAAAACUGAACUUACCCACAGUUCCCGUGUUCACUCUCCAUGAUCGGUGUUCCCAGUAUUUGCCACUGUCCAUAGAGUCGUCUCUUUUUUCCCAACGUUCCGUGAUGUGGGUGUAAAAGUGUUCUGGGGUUUUUACUUGUGGUUUUGUGGUCCUGCAUUGGGAGAGUAAGGUGAGCGAAGGAUCUUUUGUGCUAAAGUGCUAACGGUAGAGCAAGUUCAAGGAAAGAUCAUUGCAAUGGUUUGGAGAAUAAGUUCUUCAGGAUGAAGGAUGGUGAGAAAUGUUCAAGGUGUAAAUAAUUGUUCCCAGUAAACCGAAAGUGUUGUUGUUCCUGAUUGGUUGUCUCGCCUUCCUGGUCUUCCUCUUCUUUUUUUGCAAAGACAGCCAUACUUUCACUAUAUAUACACUGAAGGCUUAAACACCAGUUUAUUAUUUAGUUGUUUUUCAUGCCAUCUUUGUCAGAAAAUUCUCCUUUUCACUUCAUGUACACAAAUGACUGAGGGGGUGAAUUUAGGUUUGUGUGGCAUUCGGGCUGUGUACAGGAUGUUUGUUUUUUUUUCAUGUCCCACUUUGUUUUUUUUUUUGUAAAGCUCAGGGAGAUUAGCUGCCAUCUUUUAUUUUUAUUUUUUCUAUUUAGACCACUUUUCUCUGACCGUUACAGAGGCUGUAAAUAAACUUGGAAUUUGCUAAA
Entelurus aequoreus (snake pipefish) is the source of this 1432-nucleotide messenger RNA. RefSeq names its product protein LBH-like. Gene Ontology annotation, biological process: positive regulation of DNA-templated transcription. The transcript has 3 exons. Lineage: Eukaryota; Metazoa; Chordata; Actinopteri; Syngnathiformes; Syngnathidae. Gene Ontology annotation, cellular component: nucleus. The record is from RefSeq and is a predicted model, not a curated record. Bases 270 to 545 code for a protein of 91 amino acids.